Messenger RNA from Vicia faba (fava bean), 636 nucleotides. NCBI's taxonomy places the organism in Eukaryota, Viridiplantae, Streptophyta, Magnoliopsida, Fabales, Fabaceae. The record is from the annotation of a GenBank genome assembly.
AUGAAUAACGAAGAGUUAGUUAUUCAAGACGAGUACGUGUACAAAGAAGAGACACGACUCACAGUUAUGAAAACCUCUAGAUUCUUCAAUGGUGAUGGGUUUGUCGUGUAUGAUUGUAAGGGACAACUCGUUUUCCGAUUCGACUCGUAUGGACCUAACACUCGUGAUAAGGAAGAGCUUGUUCUUAUGAAUCCUCACGGUCGUUCUCUUCUCACCUUGCGCCGAAAGAAAAUAAGUCUACAUAGACGAUGGGAAGGUUUUAAAGAUGACAAAAAGGAAGGAGAUAAGGCAAUUUUCGAUGUAAGGAGAUCGUCAAUAAUCGGACGAUCACAAACAAAUGUAAUAGUGGAGGUACAUGAUAACCCAAGUAUGUUGUACCUCAUUGAAGGGUGUUUCUCUCAAAGAUCUUGUAAGAUUUUCAACACCAGAAAGAAGUUAGUGGCUGAGAUUCGUCGCAAGGUGGACCCUGCCACUAGUGUUAUGCUUGGAAAAGAAGUCUUUGUGCUUUGUGUUCAACCUAAUUUUGAUGUUUCUUUUAUUAUGGGAUUGAUUUUGGUUCUUGAUCGAAUCAAUGGUGAGAGUCUCUUUGAUAAUGAAACUAUUGAGACUUCGGUGCACCCUACUUCAGAGGAUUAA